Mytilus trossulus (common blue mussel) is the source of this 6153-nucleotide messenger RNA. RefSeq names its product zinc finger protein Xfin-like. Gene Ontology annotation, cellular component: chromosome. Gene Ontology annotation, biological process: regulation of transcription by RNA polymerase II. The record is from RefSeq and is a predicted model, not a curated record. NCBI's taxonomy places the organism in Eukaryota, Metazoa, Mollusca, Bivalvia, Mytilida, Mytilidae. Bases 210 to 3842 code for a protein of 1210 amino acids. The transcript has 3 exons. Gene Ontology annotation, molecular function: chromatin insulator sequence binding.
UGUUAUUUUUACUUCCCGUUAACGUUUACAGAUCGCCAUGUUCUGCCGACAAGGACCGUAAAGCCGAUUAUAACACGGAUUUUCAAGACAAAAGUGACCAUAUUGAUGACUUAGCUGUUUAUUUCCUGUUUACAGUCGGGGGCAAUCAUUAUUUAAGAUUGUUAAGAGACUGCAAUACAAGUUGGUUGAAACACAUCAAACUUAACAUUAUGGAUGGGAUGUUGAUGGAAUGGGAGAAAAUGUUGCCUGACCCUAAUGAACUUGAUGACCUUGACAUGAUAGACAAUGACCUCCCCUUGUUUGAUAGAAAAAACGAGUCACCUAGUAUACUGGAUAGUGCAAAUAUGGAAGACUUUAAUACUACAGACAAUUCCAUUCAAAGUCACAAGCCAAAGGAUGUAAUUCUGCAUGGUAAACAGGUAGGGGAAAUAACUCAGUUAUCUGUUGUCCAAGAUAGUGCAGAAACUCUAAAGUUGAUAGAUGAACUUAACUCCACUAACAUGACUAAGACUCCUGAGGAAAGUCUUCCUGAUGUGUCAAAAAGGAAAAAAAAUGAAAAAGAGAUGGUGCAUGAUAAGACCAAAACUAAUGACCACACGACAACUGAUCAAUGUUAUGUGAAUGGAGAGGUCAAGAAAAGGGAACCCAAGGUACCUACUCACACGGAAAUACAGGGAAAACCAUGCAAUGGUAGUGAUUAUGAUAAAAGUUUGACUAGUAAUUUUGAAAACUGCGUAGACUCUCCUCUUCAAAUUAGUGAUGUAAGAACAGGAGAUAUACCGCCUGAAAAAGAAUUUCAGUCUCAGGCGAAAAAAAGUAAGAUAGAUGAAAUUGAUGAAAAUCAUUUACCUGCUGGAGAGAUCAAUAAAGAGGACAACAAUAAAGACAGUAGUGGUAUUGAUCUUGCAAUUUCAAAUGUAACAGGAUCAGUUAAUUCAUCUAAAAAUGAAAUAGCCGCUGAAUCCGAUGUAUCACAAGGAGACAAAAAAGAUUUAAGCAAAAAUAACAAUGUUCUGGAAAGGGUAAAAAAUCAGGAAAAUAAAAAUCUUAAUUCAUCAGAAGUUUCUAAUGAUAUAGACAUUAAUUUAACUAAAAGUAAUAAUCAAAGGGAGAUAACUCCCAAUGAAAAAAAUGACAAUCAUCAGGAAAAGAAGAAUGAUGAAUAUAAUGACUUUGUUAUGCUAGCUAUAAAGGAAGAACCUAUGGAUUAUGAUGAAUAUGCAAAACCUGAAGAAUUCAUGACCAAUUUUUAUAAUGAUAUGGAUGGCCUGGUCAAUGAGAGUGGUCAAGGGGAUGGCUUUGGUGAACUGGAUGCCUUUGGCACAAGCUGUCCUGUAACUGAUUAUACAUUAACAGAAAUGGGGAUGUUUCAGUGUGUAUACUGUAGCGUGAAGCUUCCAUCAUUUGAAGAAUUUGAAACACAUUUAAAUUUGAGGCAUAGUACAAUGUACAAAUGCAAAUAUUGUGGAGCUAAGUUUUACCGAUCACAGAAACUUGCUAUUCAUUGUCGUAUUUCACAUUCGGAAGAAAAGGCCAGUGAAAACAUGAAAUCUGUUUAUAAAAACAAUAAACUUACACCUAGUACAGUUACAAAGAGAAAAAAGGCCAAAGUAUACAGAGAUGAAGACGGCAACCAAAUAUAUAAGUGUGCUUAUUGCUCUAAACAAUUUAGGGUUCAACAAGCAAUGGCAUCCCAUGUAAGAAAUGCUCAUAUUUAUUUAACUACACAAAACAAAGAUGCUAAGAUUAAAAAGGGAAAGAAUAGUCAUGGAAAAUUGGUGAAACAAAAAGUUCGUCCUGAGACUGAAAAUUCUAAUCACGACAAAGGGAAUGAGAAUGUGAAGGAUGAAGAAAAAGAACAGAAUGACACUGAUAAAGAAACUACACGAAGACAAGAUGAUAAAAAGCCAGUUCUACCUUACAGAAAUAUGUCAUUUGAGUCAGAUUCUAGUCAAAUAGAAGAAUCUCUAGCUAAUGCUGACUGUUCUUUGAAAAGAGAAUUAAAAAGUAAUCAAAUUUAUCAUUGCUCAAAAUGUACGAAAUGGUUUUAUCGUGAGAAACAAAUGGAAAAUCAUGAAAAGAACUGCACUGGAAUUAAACAAGAACCUGUUUUCGAGGAAAUAGAACCAAAAAAUAAAAUGGAUGUUGAUAGUCAAGACACUGAACAGAAACAUGAGAAAGGCAGAGUAGUAAACCAGACUGAAAUAAACAAUGUUGAAUCAAAAAUUAGGUCUGAGAUUACUAAAAAGUUACGAGAGAAAAUGUUAAAGAAGAAAAGCAAGGGUGUAACAAUUAUCAGCAAAUCAGGAAAUACCCACCAUGUUAAAGCAUGUAAAGAGAGAAUUAAGCCAUGUGAAGAUAACUUCCUUCCAAAGUACUUCUGUAAAUAUUGUCCGUCCUCAUUCGAAGAAGGAAAGGUAUUGAACUUGCACCUACUUAAACAUUUAGGUGAUGUUGUUCGGAGAGCAGACCAUUAUAAAUGUAAAAUAUGUAAAUGUUUAAAGAGAUCUACACCUAUGUUAUUGCACUUACAGAAACACACUAGUUAUGAAGUCAAACAACUGUAUCAGUUACCAGCCAUCCCAGAGUGCAGUAUUUGUGGAAAGCCAUAUUUAAAUGGUCCACGUCUCAAAAAUCAUAUGUUAAAACAUGGCAAUUGCAACAAUAACACAAAUCCUUUGAAUUUAGAUGCGGUUAUAAAAGCUGGCUUAGUCAGCAGUUCCAUUGCAAGUACAUGUUUAAACGUUAAAAGAAAUGAAAACACUUCUUGUUUAAACAGCACUGAAACAAACAGUGAACAUAUAUACAGUGAUAUGGUUUCAUCAAAUGGGAAAAUUGAUGAAUCCUUAUUUAUGUCCCAGAGACCUGUUAGUUUAGAUGACAUACCUUUUCAGUGUGGUAUGUGUCGGGCUCGUUUCCCGAACUCACAAUAUCUUCUUCAUCAUAUCACACUUCAUAUGCAAGGACCGUAUGUAUUUAAAAUAGAAGUAGACAAAAAGGAUAAGAACAAGAAAGAAAAAGCUGAAAGACCAAAAUUAACUAGUGGCAACAUUAUGGUUCAGAGACAAUCUGUUACGGUACCAAAAGCAACGCACAAGAUGGAAACAUUAAAAUCUAUAGAUAUCUCGGGCACUACAUCCUUGACAACACAAAUGGCCAAGCCUAUACCUAUAAUUAUUAAUAUGCCAGAUAUCAAGAGAUAUUCAAAUGAUACUACUGGUUUCCAAAUGACAACUGGUACCAGCUGUAACACUGUGAAUUCCAUUGCUCAGGAUCAUAUGUACACCACCUCAAUUUUACCACAAUCAAAUGCUUCACUUGUAUCAAUACAGACUGAUAAUCAGGAUAAUCAUAAUAAUGAUCAUGAUUCUUCAGAAACUGAAUCAUGUAUUUCUUCAAAUGUUGAAUCACUGCCUGACUAUGAUACAGAUGAAUGCAUACAAAUGGAAAAACAAGCAAAUAAAAAAGUCAAAACAGCGAAAACUGUGAAACGAACAUCUUCUAUUUGUGAAGGAAAAAAUAAUGUAUUUGCAAGUACUAGGGUCGCAAAUUUUAAGAAAUGUUUUGAUAUUGCUAGUGGAGAAUGGUUUGAAUGUCCGUAUUGUUUAUUUUUAUGCCAGACAUCCGCUGAACUGGAACUUCACAUGCAUAAUCACAAUGAGGAUAAGGAUCUAAAAAGUGAACCAUGUCCAGUGUGUGAUCGAAAGUUUGUAUCUAAAUGGCAUCUCUCAAGACAUUUAUCAUCUCAUAAACAAAAUCUGUAUUUGUGUGCUUUCUGUGAUCAAUCUUUUGCAACCUCAGUUCUCGUCAUGGAACAUAUGGCCGAAGUGCAUCAACGAUGACUGUGAUAAAUCAUAUAUCAUCACCUCAGUGUCCGUCAUGGGACAAAUGGCUUGAGUACAUCAACAAUGUCCGUGAUGAAUUAAUUAUAUAUCACCACAUCAGUUCUCGUCAUGGAACAUAUAUGGCCGUAGUACAUCAACAAUCCCCGUUAAAAAUCAUAUAAACCACCUCUAUUCUUGUCAUGGAACAUAUAACUGAAAUACAUCAACAAUGGCUGAAGUACAUUAACUAUGUCCAUGAUAAAUCAUAUAUCUCACCUCAGCUCUUAACACGGAACAUUUGGCUGAAGUACAUCAACAAUGACAGUGAUUUUACUGAGCACUUAACAAUUAUAGAUAUACAUUCGAUUCCUUGGACAUUUUGUACAUUAUAUACUGUAAAAUCAGAAAUCGUCAGGCUUUAUUAAAAAUGUGAAUAAUUCGACUAUCACAAUAUAAUAAGAACUCACAUGCUCAAAUAUUACAUGUACAUCAUAUAUGUAUGCAUAUUUUGAUUGAAAUCACAAUUAUUAGACUCAAAUUUUUUUCCAUGUUUCAAAUAUCUCAAAAAUAAAUGAAGGCAACUUGAACAAUCAAUUCUGAAUUUACAGUAUACAAUAAUUUAUUUGCCAAUUAUCACCAAUAACCCAAUUACCAUUGGGUUCUGUUAUUACAAACUUUUAUAAUACAAGUUGUCUCCCUUUGUUAAUUGUAGACUCAGGUUCUGAAACAGACAAUAUAUCAUGCUAUUCUGUAACUGACCCUGUUAUUAGAGAUUCAUUUGUACAAGUUUAUUUACUUUAAGAUAAAUCACCAUAGGCGGACCCAAGGGACCCUGCCCCCCCCCCCCCCUUUUUGGUGGGGGAAAAUUUAGUUGUUUAUAUAGGGAAUCACUGAAGCAAGACUAGAGCGGGCCCCCCACUCAUGAAACCACUUAUAAAAAGUUCUGGAUCCGCCACUGAUCAUAUCAGUUUUCAGUUACUUAAAAGAUCUUUUUGGGGAAAAAAUCAUUUCGCUGUAAUGUGUGUGACCUUUAAGUUUUUCAAAAUAUUUUAAUUACAUUUAAUCUUUUGUUUAGUUAGUUACAUUUAAUUAUAAAAGUUUCAUUAAUUUUUUUUAAAGAAAGGUUAAAAUCCAAAAUAUAUUUCAAGCUUUGUAUGCUGUACGUAUUAUGACCAUUUCAAAACUAAUGUCUUCAAUGGGCAAAGGGAAGCAACUUCUGUUAAAAAAAAGUCUGUAAGUUCAACUGUUUUCAUUAAAAAUAAUAGUUUAUAAAUAUUAGAAAUAUGAUACAAAGCAAAAUUAUUACAGAACAGAUUUUAGUUUUUUCAAAAAAGAUUGAAUUGAAAUUGUAUUCUUGUCGUUUUAACAAAAAAGAAAAUAAUUUCGUGUCAUAUUGUAAUACAAAUGUAUAAAUCAAUCAAAAUCAUGUGCUUCUUAUAUGACAAACAUAUGAUUAACUCCAUUAUUUGGCAAUUAAAAUUUUCAAAUGUUGUAAAAUACUUUUAAUUCCUUUAAAAAUUAUGCAAAAAAAUAUAUUUAGGAUGAUAAUGUGCAGAAAUUUUGCUGUGAUCAGGUGAUGCCAUAAUCUUAACCUAAUUUUAUGGUUUAUUGAUGGGUGAGUUUAUAAAUAGCUGAAGUGACAUUAGGUUUUACCCUGUAAACUCAGAUCAAGUACCAGUUUAGGAAGCGUCACUUUUACCAUUCCCCAGUUAUGUCCCUUUAUAACUUUAUAUGAUAUGCAAGUUGGGUGCAUCAUCUGUGUCCCAUAGACACAUUCCCAAUUUAUUUUAAUGUCGGACUAAUAUCUCAAAGACUAUUGGCAUAUCCAAGCUAUCAAUUGAGUAAGAAAGAUACAUGUAUUAUUGUAUGGGCUCUCUUAUUCUAUUUUCAAAUAAAAAAGGAGCUUAACAAUUUUUGAAAGUCUAUAAUGAGUUCUGAACCAAUAGAGGUAUUUAGUAAGACUGAUUUCAUUGAAUCAAUCUUUUCAUUGUAAAUACAUGAGGGCCUUUCAAAACUCUAGUGUAGGGUCGAUGGGGUUAGGAAUACAAGUGAACAAGUCUGCAUUUGAAAGUGUAAAUUUGUUGACAUUUACAAUAAUGACCAUAGCUAUUGAUAUCAGGGUAAAAUUACAUUUUUUAUGAGACAUAAAACAAUUAUUUUUUAGUUUUAUAAUAUAUAUUGAAUUUUGUUAUUUAAUGAACUUUAAUGUUACAAAAAUGUACUUUUAGUUAAAUAUAUUCUACUUGUUCAUAUUAUAAAUUUUAUCAGUAGAUCAUAAUUUUUUGAUUAUGCAAAUUACUGUAAAUUCUGAAAUUAUUGCGUGCAUUUA